AUGACUAUAAAAAAAAUCCAAGACCUAGAUCCUACUCAUCCUUUAUUUAAAGAUGCAGCUUUAUUUAUUAGAACAAUUGAUAAGUAUAAUGGAAAAAUUCAAGAAAAAGGAAAUCGUAUUAUUGAUAAACUAUUACGAUUCUCACAGGAGACCCAACACUCAAAAUUGAUUCUUUUGGGUUUACUUAAAUUCAUUAAUUCAGAAAAAUUUAAAUAUGAUAAAGAAGAAAUAUUUGAAGAAUUAAAUCAAGCUUUAGAUCUUACUCUAGAACCUCAAAAACUGGUUCACUUGACCGAAAAUUUUUAUACUUGUGAUUUUAUUAAUGAAUUUUCCUUAGAAAUGAGAAUAUCUGUGAUUUUAGAAGAUUUACGUCAGAAAUUACUUAAAAAAAUAGUAUCAGAUGAUACCGAACCAUUGGAUAAUUUCAAUUAUUUGGUAAAGAAAGUAGAAAAAGAAUUAGGAUUGAUAAGAUCAAAAAAUACAAAGAAUUUUCGAGAAUCU
Molecule: messenger RNA, 501 nt
Organism: Cetraspora pellucida
Lineage: Eukaryota; Fungi; Glomeromycota; Glomeromycetes; Diversisporales; Gigasporaceae
Source: the annotation of a GenBank genome assembly